UCUAGUUGCUGUGGGUGUCAGUUUCAAGCGGACAGUAGUGGCGGUUGGUGAUUCUUCGUUGUAUCGUUCCACUCCACUAUAGUGGAAUCUUAGGGAAUCGAUAAGGCUAAGUUCCUUAUCAGAACUACAGUGGGUACCUUAUUGAAACACGAACAGAAUAAACAAGCAUUGUCGCGUAGUCGUCGUCGUCGUCGUAGACCGACUAAAGGCGAUAGGCGUACGAAGGAAUCACGUGUGCGCGCAUGAUGGAACUCCCUAGACGACGUCACACCACUCUCGGACUUUGCACCCUCGGUUAAUAGAAAAGCAAAAAAAGAAUUUUGAAAGUAAAAGUGCUUAAAGUGUAUCGCUGAACAAGGGUUGAGUUUCGUUGUGGAGAGUUCUUGAAUCAAAGAUUUGUGCUGUAGGGGAACUGCAAGCAAUGCAAUGCAGUGACAACAGAACAAAAUGUGGCCUGUUUGGUGAAUCUCGUGAAUUGAAGCUGAUGCGACGACCUAGUACACGUACGUAAUGGAAGAGGGCAAAUGUUAUUGAGACGUUUAAAAACAAGCUGAUAGUAAGAGUGAUACGCGCCAGGUUUAAUCUUUUAAUGCUGCGUUCGUUCCCGAAUGCAAGACGUCCCCGUAGACAGUUACAAGCGUGAAAUCUAACAGAUCGGUCGGAAGUGCGAGUGGCGCCAUGGCUGAUCAAUAAUUACUUAUUCGCAGUUCUACAAAUAAUGGCAAACUAUUCAAACUGAAGUGAACCCAAAGUGAUCAUUCUGUGUAUUCUCAAGGACACCCCCACCCUAUAACCCAAAGUGUUCAAAAUGACCCAAUCCAAACAAUACGACAUCCUUCAAGUCGUUCCCAAGAGGCAAAUUUUUAAGGUGGGCUUGCGCUGUUUGGUGGCCAAUUUGCUAUUGCUGUUAAAAUGGCUGUUCGAGUGCAUCAGGUGCCGAGUGCACAAGACCACCAUCAUGCGGAGAUCGAUCGAGCAAGUACAUUUUCCAAAUAUGCAGCCCAACUUCAUGACCGAGAGCAAAAUGGGACGACAUUCGUACGUGAAGCUAGAGAACACUAAAUUACACUACGUGGAGGCAGGAUGCCGCAGCAAUCCAACCGUGCUACUUCUUCACGGAUUUCCUGAUUGCUGGUUCGGAUGGCGAUACCAAAUUUCAGAGUUGUCCCAGUACUUCCACGUUAUCGCACUAGACCUGAAGGGAUUCAACGACUCGGACAAGCCCCUGUGGCGUUUCGAUUACACACCACGGACAAUCUGUGAAGAUCUGCGAAAAUUUCUGAUAGCCAUCAGCGCAAAAAGUGUAUCGGUUGUGGGCCACGAUUUGGGUGCCAUUAUAGGGUGGAUGUUUGCCCACACCAAUCCGGAAAUGGUGGACAAGUUUGUGAGCGUGUCGACGCCUCAUCCGAACCUUCUGUGGGACAACCUGCCACGGAGCUCUCCAUUUAACCGGAGAUGGCUGGAAUUCAUUCAGCUACCCUAUCUACCAGAAAUGGAGAUGCAGCACAAUGCGGAGCGUACCCUGAAAAAGUGCUACCCCCAUAUUCUGAAGGACAAAACGUUCAUAUCCGGAACAAACGGAUCUGUGAUAAACAAUCUCAUGGAAGGCUACAAGUACGCGUUCAGCCAAACGGAGGACUGGCGUGGUCCGUUGAACUACUAUCGGAACUUUAUGUUCUUCCGGGUAAAGGACGGCGAAACGCUGCAGUGCCCAUGCCUGAUCAUUACGGGCAACGAGGAUCGAAUAUACAAGCUGGAAUCGGUGGUCAAGAGCUCGGACUACUGCGAAAAUUUUGUGAUCAAGAUCGUUGAGCAGUCGGGUCAUGCUCCCCAUCAGGAAAUGUCGACUGAAUUCAACAGCACUCUACUGAAGUUUUUGAUAGGAAAACGAAUGCUCUUGAAAUCAUCAGAAAGUGCAACAGCAUCUCCUUCGCGAGGAUUGGUGGGGAGAGUCUUUGGAGGUAUUGGUGCGGUGGCGAACAAUACGGUCAGGCUGGGGAACAAUCUCAAGGAUGGCUACUCCUUUGCAACGGCUUUCAACAGUGUGCCAAAUUUUAUGCUAAAGAGUUAGGGUCGUGUGUGCGUGCCGUCUAUGGUGGAAUAAUUCGGGUGUGAAUCUUGUGGCUAUUUUAUAUACAUUUUAUAUAGGAGUGAAGUUUUGAAUUAAAAGUGUGCUUUAAGUAUAUUUAAUGUUUGAAAUUCCUAUUAUUACAAGAAAAAAUCCAAGGUUUUGUACUAAUAAACAUUAUGUCUUUCAUCUCAA
Messenger RNA from Aedes albopictus (Asian tiger mosquito), 2263 nucleotides. RefSeq names its product epoxide hydrolase 4. The record is from RefSeq and is a predicted model, not a curated record. The coding region runs from base 809 to 2071 and encodes 420 amino acids. NCBI's taxonomy places the organism in Eukaryota, Metazoa, Arthropoda, Insecta, Diptera, Culicidae. The transcript has 6 exons. Gene Ontology annotation, biological process: phospholipid dephosphorylation; cholesterol homeostasis. Gene Ontology annotation, cellular component: peroxisome. Gene Ontology annotation, molecular function: lipid phosphatase activity; magnesium ion binding.